Messenger RNA from Daldinia vernicosa, 1854 nucleotides. RefSeq lists its product as uncharacterized. Lineage: Eukaryota; Fungi; Ascomycota; Sordariomycetes; Xylariales; Hypoxylaceae. The transcript is spliced from 10 exons. The record is from RefSeq and is a predicted model, not a curated record. Gene Ontology annotation, molecular function: RNA binding. Bases 1 to 1854 code for a protein of 617 amino acids.
AUGUCAACUCUUCAUAAGAAGCAGUCUGCCAUUCUUGGCACUAGGACGCCUCGCGUUGUUCCGGAGUCGCCUACUUCCAAAUCCGACCAAGGUGGAGGUGGAGGUGGAGGUGUGCGCCUUGAUGUAGGCCUUGACAACCUCACUCUUGACUCUCCCAAGUCGUCCAUCCACCAGAAGAGCCCUGUCCGUAACGGUCACGAUUCACCCCUUUUCACGCAGAAGCAUUCCAACCUUGAUGAGCAGAAUGAUGUUCGCUUCCAGCUUGGCAAGGUCUCCGACGAUGGAGAUGUAUUUGAAUCUCCUCCUCGCCCCAGCGCUCAGGUCUCGGCCACGGCCCCUAUGAACAUGCUCGGCUCAACCAUGCAGGGUGUCAUUCCCACUAUGCAGCCGGUUCCCAUGUUGCGCGCCCGCGCUUCUGAUCUGGGCAACAGAGCCCAAGUCGCUGGCGUUGAUGCCCAGGCCUUCUACCCCGCGACGGCAUGUGUGUUCGUUGCCAACCUUCCUGAAUUCGUCCGAGACGCACGUCUUGAGGUGGAAUUGACCCGAGCUUUCAGCAAGUACGGUAUCGUUUUCGUGAAGAUCCGUCGCGAUCAACGAAACAUGCCGUUUGCAUUCUGCCAGUAUACUAAAGAUGAGGAUGCUCACAAUGCGGUGACUCAGGGUCGUGGAAUCCUGAUCGAGGGCCGCCCUUGCCGCACCGAGAUGGUGAAGGCGAACCGUAGCUUUGUCAUCUACAAUGCUCUUGGUGACGAAGUCACUCUUGAUGAGGCUCGUAUUCAUCUAAGCGGUUUUGGCCCUCUCAGCAAGUGCGAGGAACUCCACCCUCAGAUACAGGAAGCUAUGCGAAUCAAGGGUGGCAUUUUGGUUGAGUUCACCAACUUUGAUCCCAGCAGAGAUGUUAUUUCUGCAUAUCGUCAUCAUCCUUUGUACCGCGUCAUCGCCUAUGAUCUCAAGAAAUCCGUGCAGGCUCCCAAGAUCGAUCCUGAUGAAGCUUGGCUCCAGCGAUAUGAGAUCGACCGACGCUCUAUCUAUGUUGGCAACCUUCCGAUAGAUGAUUUUGAUGUCGAAAUGCUUCUUACCAAAUUGGCUGGUGAGGUGGGCGACGUCCAGAAAGUGCAAAUCGUCCAGAAGGAUGGCCGAACUAGCCGUCAGGCUCCUAUCGCCUUUGGUUUCGUUGAGUUUGCCCGCCCCGACAUGGUGGAUCUUGCCGUAAAGCACUUGAAUGGAAGGGUUAUGCGUGGAUGUGUGCUUCGCGUAGAGCGUAAAGCUAGCCGAGAGCCUCAGGGUAUUCGUCACAUGCAGUCUCGAACCAUGCUCUCCAGUGCCGUCAACACCCCUGUUCGUAGCGAGCACGCUGAAGGCCAGAAGCAGACUAUGGCUAAUCUGCCCUCCGAACCCGCGACCCCGUCGCACAUUGCCGCGGUAGAUGCCGCCGCACCUUCUUCUGCACCCUCUUCUCAGGUGCCCCAAGGCAGUGCCUAUGGCGCAGCGCCCAUCGCAGAUCAGAACUAUUCAACCCCGUCAUCCUAUGGCGGAACUUCGUACCAGGCGAACCCCCAGGCCGGCACUGAGACUUUUCCGGCAACUCCGCAAGCCACUCCGGGAAUGCUGAGCCCCUUGGCUUCGUACUAUCACACACCUUACUCUUGGAUGACUCCCUAUCUCCAGGACCCCAACUUCGCAGCCAUGUAUUACGGCGGCGGAUACUCUCCCUCUCCCAUGGGAGCUGCCCAGGGUGCUCCUGGUGCUGAUCAGGACGAUGAUGGUGGUGAAGAUGCCGCCACUCCCACCAAGCACAGCUCUGGAACUGUGCAACGACUUGGUAUCACCCGAACACGAUCUGAGAACUCUUGA